AUGGAUAAUGGAAUAAAUAUAACUAAUGUAUAUCUUGAUGGGCAUGUGGGAUUGGACAAAUAUAAACUUAUUUAUUUUGUGAUUAUUCUUAUAAUAUAUCUUCUGAUAAUAUGGAGUAAUUCUACUAUUGUGUACCUUAUAUGGAUUCACAAAAACUUGCAUGAGCCAAUGUACAUAUUUAUUGCAGCUUUGUUAAUUAACUCUGUCUUUUGGAGCACUGUUAUAUAUCCAAAGCUUCUGGUUGACUUUUUAUCUGACACACAGGUCAUAUCAUAUCCAGCUUGUCUUCUGCAGUUUCACAUGUUUUACUCUUUAGGUGGUUCAGAGUUCUUACUGUUGUCAGCCAUGGCCUAUGACAGGUAUGUGUCUAUAUGUAAACCUCUGCAAUAUCCAAAUAUCAUGCGGAAAACUACAGUGAGUAUUUUCCUGAUCUUAGCCUGGAUUCUGCCGGCCUCUCAAGUCGCUGUACCAGCUGGGCUGAGCGCAGAUAAAAAACUCUGCAGCUCUACUUUAAAAGGAGUUUUUUGCAACAAUACAAUUUACAAAUUACAGUGUCAUGUCUCCAGAGCACAAAUUAUACACGAUACAGUGAUUCUGCUAAAUGUUGCUGUUCUCCCUGUGCUUUUCAUUCUUUUCACCUACACCAGGAUACUGAUGAUAACCUAUCGAAGUAGUAGAGCAGUGAAGAGAAAAGCAGCACAGACCUGUUUACCCCAUUUAAUUGUUUUAGUCAACUUUUCCAUUUUGUGUGCAUUUGAUGUCGUUACAAUUCAGCUAGAUUCAGAUUUCCCAAAGAGUUUAAGAUUAAUAAUGACUUUACAAUUAAUAAUGUAUCAUCCUCUUUUUAAUCCAAUCAUGUAUGGCCUGAAAAUGAAAGAAAUUUCUAAACACCUUAAGGGGCUGUUUUUUUCCAUCCAAACCAAUCUAAUGUGUUAUUACUGGAACAAGUUUACAGAAAUAAAUUUCUCUGUCACCUCUAAGGUUCCUCUUGGUUGA
Molecule: messenger RNA, 996 nt
Organism: Melanotaenia boesemani (Boeseman's rainbowfish)
Lineage: Eukaryota; Metazoa; Chordata; Actinopteri; Atheriniformes; Melanotaeniidae
Product: olfactory receptor 6N1-like
Exons: 2
Coding region: 1-996 (331 amino acids)
Biological process (GO): G protein-coupled receptor signaling pathway
Cellular component (GO): membrane
Molecular function (GO): olfactory receptor activity; G protein-coupled receptor activity
Source: RefSeq, a predicted model, not a curated record